AUGGUUACACAUGAGCUGAACUCCCGAGAAAGCCUCUCAAAUGACAGUGAAACACUAGAAGGAGUGAAGCCUUCUCAACUAUACGAAAUCAAAGAGUGUGUUGGGAAGGGAAGCUUUGGAGAUGUUUAUCGCGCCAUCGAGAAACAGAGCGGAUCAGUCGUUGCUAUAAAAAUCAUCAACUUAGAAGAGACACAGGACGAUAUAGAAAUACUAGCUCAAGAAAUUUACUUCUUGUCAGAGCUGAGGGCACCUUUCGUUACAACAUACUACAAAACCUUCGUGGAAGAUGUUUCAAUGUGGAUCGUUAUGGAGUAUUGCGGCGGUGGGUCGUGUGCCGAUCUUCUCAAACAUCUUCCAGAGCAUCGGUUACCUGAGCAAAAAGUUGCAUUCAUUGUGCGGGAAGUGCUCUACGGACUUGAGUACUUGCACGCUCAGAAGAAAAUACAUCGCGAUGUCAAGGCGGCCAACAUACUAGUUACGGACAACGGCGACAUUAAGCUAGGAGAUUUUGGGGUCAGUGGCCAGAUCAUGGCUACUUUGAAGCGUACGACCUUUGUGGGUACACCUUACUGGAUGGCACCUGAAAUUAUUGCCAAAAGAGGCAACGGCUACGACGAAAAAGCGGAUAUUUGGUCGUUGGGUAUAACUGUCAUGGAACUUCUAACGGGUCAACCUCCAUACGCCAGGCACGAUCCAAUGAAAGUAUUGAUGAACAUUCCGAUUAGGAAACCACCCAGAUUGCACGGUCGUUUCACUAGCCCGGUCCGGGAUUUUUUAGCAUUGUGUUUGACUAAAGAUCCGGACGCGCGUCCUAAUGCAUCGGAGCUCUUGAGCCACAGAUUUAUCAGCAAGCUUACUUGGAGGGGCGCUGGUAACUUGAAAAAAGAAGUUGACCUUGUGCAACAACUGAAGGCGAGAACAAAUUAUUUGAAAGAACCUCGUCAUUGUGUUACAGAUAAGGUCUACGGGACGGGUGUUAAGAAAUAUCUUCAAACUUGGAAUUUCGAUAGUUCAAACCGAAAAGUUUUGCGACUACAAAAUUCCUACAGUUUCCAGGAGUUGAAGCCUCCAAAACUCAAUUCGGCUAUUUUGGAACAGCCAUCCCCGCGAAGCGACAAAAGUCCAAUCUCUGUUUUGGGAAGUGCUGAUGUCAACACUCCGAUAACUAACAUUACAUCUCCAGGGAUGAAAGAUUGCCGUCACGAAAAAGAUUUUGAUGUCUCAAUGGGCAUACACGAAGGUAAAGCUGCUCGAAAGAACGUCCUUCAAACGUCCGGCAAGGGCUUAAAUUAUUUUAAGCAUGUGGCUCUUUACAGCUUUGACAAAAUCUUCGAAAGAGCUCGCUCGGACGAUACAAAAAAUGUGGUGAGCAGGCUGAGAAAUCUUUUUGAAGAAGCUGAGAAAUCGCAGCCUGGAUUGAGUGAGGCAUUCGUUGAAGAAGUGUACAUCAGAAUGGAAGAAAUUAAGAGCUUCAUAGAUAAUUCCUCUCUAUAA
Lachancea lanzarotensis is the source of this 1494-nucleotide messenger RNA. It is a transcript of the gene SPS1, whose product is annotated as LALA0S11e00628g1_1. The coding region runs from base 1 to 1494 and encodes 497 amino acids. Gene Ontology annotation, molecular function: protein kinase activity; ATP binding. Lineage: Eukaryota; Fungi; Ascomycota; Saccharomycetes; Saccharomycetales; Saccharomycetaceae. The record is from RefSeq and is a predicted model, not a curated record. Gene Ontology annotation, biological process: protein phosphorylation. The transcript has a single exon.